Molecule: messenger RNA, 1134 nt
Organism: Danaus chrysippus (African queen)
Lineage: Eukaryota; Metazoa; Arthropoda; Insecta; Lepidoptera; Nymphalidae
Source: the annotation of a GenBank genome assembly
UUGUAUGCAAAAUUAGUGAGCCAAAAAACGGAUGAACUUAGAGCAAAAAUCACCAGAUUAGAAAAUGGUUUGGAAAAGCUCCGUAGCACAGCAUCUCAGGUAGACCAGCUUAAAGCUAAACUGGCCAUACAAGAAAUAGAAUUGCAACAAAAGAAUGAAGCUGCAGAUAAACUUAUAGAAAUGGUGGGCAUAGAGACUGCAAAAGUACAAAGUGAAAAAGCAUUAGCUGAUGAGGAGGAAGAAAGGGUUGCGGUAAUCGCCGAGGAAGUGUCUAAAAAGCAAAAAGAUUGUGAGGAAGAUCUUAUAAAGGCUGAACCGGCAUUGGUAGCUGCUCAAGAAGCUUUGAAUACUUUAAACAAAGCAAAUCUGACCGAAUUAAAGUCGUUUGGUUCUCCACCUGGAGCAGUAACGAAUGUAACGGCUGCUGUAAUGGUUUUGUUAGCUCCUGGUGGAAAAAUUCCAAAGGAUAGAAGUUGGAAAGCAGCCAAGAUUAUGAUGGCAAAAGUUGAUGUAUUUUUGGAACAAUUAAUCAAUUAUGAUAAGGAAAACAUUCAUCCUGAUGUUAUAAAGGCUAUACAACCAUAUUUAAAAGACUCCGAAUUUGAGCCAGAAUUCGUUAGAUCUAAAUCUGCUGCAGCCGCAGGACUUGCCUUAGCUGCUGCAAAUGCCGAAUUAGCAGCAGCCACUGAAAAAUUAAAAGCAAUCAAAUCUAAAGUUGCGUCUCUAGAAGAACAACUUGCUGCGCUAACAGCUGACUUCGAAAAAGCAAUAGCAGAGAAAUUAAAAUGCCAGCAAGAAGCAGACGCUACCAAUAGGACGAUUCAGCUCGCUAAUCGUCUUGUUAAUGGUUUGGCUAGUGAAAAUGUUAGAUGGGCCGAUUCAGUUUCUAUAUUUAUGCAACAAAGUUGGACUUUACUCCAUAAAAAUUGGCUUACCUUCCUGAAAACACUUGAACCUCCGAUACCGAUAACGGAAGGAAUUGAUCCACUGACAAUGCUAACAGAUGAUACAACCAUUGCUAUGUGGCACAACGAAGGACUGCCAUCCGAUCGUAUGAGUACUGAAAAUGCUACAAUUCUUUCGAACUCUGAUCGUUGGCCACUAAUGAUAGAUCCACAGUUACAAGGCGUGUAA